Lingula anatina is the source of this 565-nucleotide messenger RNA. Its product is annotated as large ribosomal subunit protein eL27. Gene Ontology annotation, molecular function: structural constituent of ribosome. NCBI's taxonomy places the organism in Eukaryota, Metazoa, Brachiopoda, Lingulata, Lingulida, Lingulidae. The record is from RefSeq and is a predicted model, not a curated record. Gene Ontology annotation, biological process: translation. Gene Ontology annotation, cellular component: ribosome.
AGGCGAGAUUUUACGUGAACUCUCUGAAAUCGAGGCUUUUCCUUUUCGUGCAGGCCGCCAUAUUGCCUAGGUGCAAAUAUGGGAAAAUUUAUGAAAUCUGGGAAAGUUGUCCUAGUGUUAGCAGGACGCUAUGCAGGCAGAAAAGCUGUCAUUGUUAAGAACUACGAUGAUGGUUCCUCUGAGAAGCAGUACGGCCAUGCUUUAGUUGCCGGAGUUGACCGCUACCCACGCAAAGUGACCAGAAGAAUGGGCAAGAAGAAAGUAGCCACCAGGUCCAAGCUGAAGGCCUUUGUCAAAGUUUACAACUUUAACCAUUUGAUGCCCACAAGAUAUUCAGUGGAUGUGAACGUAGACAAACAGACCGUCAACAAGGACGCAUUCAGAGACCCCGCGCUGAGGAGGAAAGCGCGGCGAGAGGUGAAGAUGAAGUUGGAGGAGAGGUACAAGACUGGCAAAAACAAGUGGUUCUUCCAGAAGCUGCGAUUCUAAAUAUUGCCGUCAAUUUAUUGUACAAAACACAAAAAGACUGUAACAUAUUAAAAAAAGCCAAUUGAAAAGAAUAAUA